Podarcis lilfordi (Lilford's wall lizard) is the source of this 435-nucleotide messenger RNA. The record is from the annotation of a GenBank genome assembly. NCBI's taxonomy places the organism in Eukaryota, Metazoa, Chordata, Lepidosauria, Squamata, Lacertidae.
AUGGCAUUCUCUUUCUGUUUUGGUGAAGACUUUCAUAAUUUUGAGUGCAACAUGGUUCAUUAUUCCACCAUCCUGGUUGUCAUAAAAGGAAACCAAAUGUGUGCCUUUCACAGUAUAGUUUGGACCUGUGCAUCCAAUUGCGAAUGGUGGGGAGUUUGGUGCCAACCUGGACAUGUUAAAAAAAUCAGCUUGUUCAUUUCUUCCACAUGGAGUGUUUCCAAGCUGUGGAUGAGUCUCCACCAUCAGCGAGAUAUCUUUAAAUCAGCAGAGCAAGUGGGGAAACUCAAGAAAUCCAGUGUUGGCCCUUGGCUAUCACAUUCUUGUCUCCAGAUUGAAGACUUGGAGCUUUUUCACUGUGCAUUGCUAGUACCUGACAUUAAGUGCAUAUUGUCAGUUUCCCCCAAUGGCAUCGGUCAUGCUUCUGUCCUGUGGUGA